UUUAUAAAAAGAACUGUCCUUUGUAAAAAGCCCUUUAUAAAAGCUCAAGCAAAGAUUCCAUAUCUUAAGUGUGUUCUCUGCAGAAAACCAACACAAUCAGGCAUACGAGUUACAACGUGCGAAAAUACUAUCAUUUUAAAGGAGGCAAACAUUAAAUGAAAUAUCUGUGGGAUUCACUGUGCAACUAGACCAUGGAGAAUGGAUCAGUGGUGACGUCAUUCAUAUUGAUGCAGUACACGGCAUUAGAAGACCAUAGAUACCUAUACUUCACAUGUUUCCUGCUAUUGUUCAUGCUUUUUCUUUUAACAAAUUUUAUUCUUAUUAUAGUAAUUUACACUGAGAGAAGUCUCCAUGAACCCAUGUACUUUUUUGUGUGUAAUUUAGCAGUGAAUGGCAUUUAUGGAAGCUUAUCUUUACUGCCAGCAGUACUUGUUAAUUUAACGUCUCAUACUUAUGAAAUAUCUGUGACUGCUUGCCUUUUACAAGUUUUUUCUGUACAAACAUAUGGUUCAGUUGAAUUUAGUAUUUUAGCCGUAAUGGGCUAUGACCGGUAUGUCGCCAUUUGUCAUCCAUUACACUAUCACCAAUUAAUGUCUCGUAGAAAAGUGUGUGCACUUAUUGCAUUGUCCUGGAUUUAUCCUUGUAUUCUUUUUGGAAUCGAUUUCAUAUUAGCCGUAAAGCUUACAUAUUGUAACAGGAUCAUACAAAAGGUGUAUUGUAUUUAUUUUGAAUUAGUCAAGCUGUCUUGUUUUGAAACUUCAACUGAGAACGUAGUAGGCCUUAUUGUUGCUUUUUUUAUAAUCGUUCCACAGCUGCUCAUGAUACUAUUUUCCUACGCACAAAUACUCAGGAUCUGCCUGUCUGCUUCUAAGGAAUCUAAGGCCAAAGCUAUUCAAACAUGCACCCCACACUUACUGGCCGUGAUUAACUAUGCUGUGGGAGUCUUAUUUGAAAUUGUUUCAAGUCGUCUCAACAUGAUUCAUGUGCCUCACAAAGCUAGAAUAUUCAUGUCCAUACACUUUGUGAUAUUUCCCCCAUUAUGCAAUCCUGUAGUUUAUGGAAUGACUAUUCAAGCCAUCAGGGUCCAGAUUUUCAAACUGUUCACUACUCGCAAAAAUAGGUUAACACCUCAGGUGUGAUGAUGUAGUCUCAUACCAGUUUAAUUCUUUAACUUAUUUUCAAAGGCAAUAACCUAAGAGAAUUCAAGCCCUGUUCCUAUUCUCAUUUCAGCAUUUACCUGAUACUCUAAUUCAGGGUGGCAUACACCAAUUACAUAAAAAGUGAGAAGCCCUGCUCCAAAACCAUUAUGCUACAUUACCCCCCCAAAUGAACUUCUGGUUCACUCAUGGUUCUUGGCAACUACUGUACCUUGUUCUGUGUGUUUAACCUAAUAAAAUCCCACUUGAUGCACAUGACUCAAUGUUUAUAAAUCAACCUUUCCUUGAUUUUGUGUUCUGGUGUAUUCUCCCUCAAAUAUAAAAAUGAGGCCAAGUUACAACAAACAAUAUUGGCUAUCUUAGCUUAAACAAAUUAAACAAGCUUAAUCCCAAAGCAAUGCUACUUAGUGUUCCCUAAAUAAUUUCAUGCAAUGUGGCCCUGUGUUUUUCAUCUUACCAUCUGAAGGGAAUGUAGUCAUUAAAACUUUAUGUUGCACAUCAAAGUGCAUUUUUGUACAUUGAAAAUAUGUAUUUGUUGAGAUUGCAAAAUGUGACAAAUCUGAAGGAUCUGGUCUGUCUUAGAGAAUUAAAAAUGUUGAUGAAAGAUAUUAAA
This is a messenger RNA of Anguilla rostrata (American eel), 1770 nucleotides long. Its product is annotated as olfactory receptor 52L1-like. Gene Ontology annotation, biological process: G protein-coupled receptor signaling pathway; detection of chemical stimulus involved in sensory perception of smell. The transcript has 2 exons. Gene Ontology annotation, molecular function: olfactory receptor activity; odorant binding; G protein-coupled receptor activity. Lineage: Eukaryota; Metazoa; Chordata; Actinopteri; Anguilliformes; Anguillidae. The record is from RefSeq and is a predicted model, not a curated record. The coding region runs from base 192 to 1139 and encodes 315 amino acids. Gene Ontology annotation, cellular component: membrane.